AUGCCCGUUGACCUGUUAGACGGCCUGAAGCGGUCACGAGCCGGGACCCGAGCAGCAGUCACUCGCACCGUCAAUCGACUAUGUGAACCCCGGACAGGGGAGGUUUCCCUCGAAGAUGUUGAAGUCGACGUCGAGUAUUUAGUGGCGAGGAAGGCUGCGCUGCAAGACUUAGACAGUCAGAUCCUGGCGCUGACCGGCGAAGAGCAGUAUGACCAGGAAGUCCAAGGCAUCCUGGAAUGCGAGCAGCAGCUCAUAGCCGCCAUCACGCGCGCGAGGCGGGUCCUUCGAACGGCAGGACAGCUCACAUCGCCAGUUGCGCCGUCUGCCGCACUGUGCGAUUCCACUCCUAGAGAAUCAACCAGCCGUUCUGUUUCCUUGCCGAAGCUGCAAAUUCCAAAGUUCGGAGGGAAGUUGCAAGACUGGGCCAGGUUCUGGGAACACUUCCAGGCAACGAUCCACAACAACGGUGCGCUAGCUACAGUGGAGAAGUUUAAGUAUCUCCUGUGUUACGUUACCGAUGAGGCCAAGCGCGCCAUUGAUGGGAUCAGCCUUAGUGGAGCGAAUUACCAGAUAGCUGUUGACGCCCUGAAGCAGCGGUUCGGACGAACCGAUCUCCUUGCAGCCGAGCACAUCGACAAGCUGUUGUCGCUCCGCGCAGUGCAAGGUUCUGGGGACGUGACUCAGCUACGUCACUUGUUCGACGAAGUCUCGCGGCACACGAGGGCCCUGGAAUCACUGGAGAUUCCGCAGUCUUGCUAUGAUGUCGUGCUCUAUAGGGUUGUUACUCGCUGCCUUCCACCCGAUCUCUUCGUGCUGUUUCGGCAGAGAAGGAAGGAAUUGGCCUCUCCUAGCGAGAGCGCCCUCCACAGAGUCUACUCGCAUGUCGCCCACUGCCGCGGAGCCGCAGCGCUGCCAGCUGGUGUGCGCACAGACUCCACACGCCCUGAUGGAGCUCCACCAGCACCACCGUCCGAUCUCCCUUCGUGUGCCCUUUGCCACGCGUGCGGUCACCGCACGGCGACUUGUCCAGCGCCGCUCACACCCGAGGGAAAACGGCGAAGCCUCACGUCAGCGCGUCGAUGCUUCCGCUGUGCCAAGCGGAAAUACUUGGCCCGUCAGUGUCGCUCUUCAGCUAGUCUCACGUGUACCAGAUGCCACGGACAACAUCUGACUGUGCUCUGCGACAUACAACCGAAACGCGAAACGCGAGAGCGCACCGCCAGGAGCGUUGGAUCGGCUUCAGCAUCGCCAGCGCAGACACCUGAAAUCCAAGCCACCACCGCGUCAACCUCGUCUACUGUCACAUUUCUGCAGACCGCUGUGGUUCAGGUUGCCGGCCCUGGCGGAUCCGCGUCCGUACGUAUUCUUCUCGACAACGGAAGUCAGAGAACAUUCAUCACCAAGGAACUCGCUCAGCGGCUUCGAUGCCCGGGAUUGGCAUCCGAAAACAUGUCGAUCUUUGCGUUUGGCUCCACGCAACCGUCCACGCAUCGCGCAUACCAGAAGGUGUCCCUGCGUAUCGAUGGCUUACAUCAGUCGUUGGAAGUAGAGGCCAUCGCUAUCCCACAGAUCUGCAGGUCGCUCAGCCCACCUGUGGAUGGCCGGAUCUUGCAAAUGCUACACGAUCGUGGUCUCUCUCCGGUCACAACGACUUGUCUAUCGCAGAACGUCGACGUGCUGGUAGGCACGGACUACUACUGGCGAUUUGUGUCUGGCAGAAUAGAGCGCCUUCCCAACAAUAUCACAGCCGUCGAAACGGUAUUUGGGUGGAUCGUCCAAGGUGUUGCCCCACUGCGUUCCUCGCUACCAGACUAUCCCGCCACCACGUCACUUUUGUGCUGCACGAACGACGCGCCCGAGCAUGAGCUGACCAACCUGUGGCGACUAGAUGCAUUAGGUAUCAUGGAUUCUGACGUAGCUGCUCCCACCGGAGCGGCAGACCUCCAAAUGUUUCAAGAGAACAUCAAGUGGCAGACAGAUCGGUACGAGGUUCCCCUCAUGAUCCAGGCGCCUGGGCUACCACCAGAGGCACACAAUCGGGUAACCGCCGAGACGAGACUCAACGCUCAACUCCGGCGGUUCCGAAUGGCACCCGACGUUCUCAAGCAGUACGACGCCACAAUGCGCGAAUACUUCGUCGAAGGGCAUGCCGAACCAGUCUCUGGCCCAGACCCAACCAGGAACGUAUACUACCUGCCCCACCAUGCCGUUAUACGUAUGGAGGCCGUCACGACCAAGGUCCGCAUAGUCUUCGACGCAUCGUCCCAUGUUCCCGGCCAACCGUCUCUUAAUGAGGUUCUGUCGAAGGGUCCCAACUUAAAAAGCAACCUCCUCCAUCUCCUCAUCACGUUUCGGUCUUCUCCCAUUGUCUUGACCGCCGACAUUCGCAAGGCGUAUCUUCAAAUUCAGAUCCGACCAGAGGACCGAGACGCCCUCCGCUUUCUCUGGGGUCAGGAGCUACCGUCAUCAUCCAACCCCUAUCCUGCGACUCAGGAGUGGAGGAUGACCAGAGUCCCGUUCGGAGCAUCGUCCAGCCCCUUCCUACUCGCGGCAACUCUGCACCAUCACUUCGCGAUACCCAGCCACCGCAGCUCGCCUCCGCACCAGCUUCUAUGUUGA
Molecule: messenger RNA, 2619 nt
Organism: Ornithodoros turicata
Lineage: Eukaryota; Metazoa; Arthropoda; Arachnida; Ixodida; Argasidae
Exons: 2
Coding region: 1-2619 (872 amino acids)
Source: RefSeq, a predicted model, not a curated record